AUGGGUGAUCGUUCAGCCCCUGACCCUUCAACAAGCGCAAGCUCCUCAUCCUCGUCAACAAUAACAGAACCGCAUCUCCUGUUCCUAGCACUAGCCGAUUCGUAUCUCAACACCGCGCAUAGCACCGGUAUUAAGGAGUCCUUUGAUCCUGAACUCUACCAGACCCUCGUAGCAGCAGCUCUACGGUGUUUCGAAGCCGCCCUAUCCGAGUUCAAGCUACAACCAAAGUUCGAGGCGGCAUUACGACUAAGAUAUGCCAGUGUACUGGAGGAAGAGACGGAAAAUGUGACAGAUGCGGAGGAGAUCCUGCAUAAAGGCGUGCGUAAACACCCUUCCAUCGACACGUUCCAUUUCGAGUCAUCUCCGGGUUCCGACAGACUGAGGCUGACAUGUUUAUUUUUGGGAACACAGAUUCUUAUUGCCGGAAAGAACAAUUUCCAAGACCUCAAAUUUGCUAUGCAGCACCUGCUCGUCAGGAUUAUGUUUCGAAUGAAACCGAAAGCAGCGUUCAUCCUUCUAAGCCAGCAAAUAAAGGAAACCGAAGUCCUGUCUAUAGCGUACUGGACAUACUCUUUCCGAUUUUUACUUUCGUCACUACGAACACUCCGGACGGACGAGCAGGAUGACAAUGCGGCCGUAUCGUCACUCAGGUCGGCAGCCGAACUGGCAAAACGGCGGGAAGACCAUCAUGUAUAUGCCCUAGCAAACCUAAUGGAAGCAUCGAUACUGCUAGGACAGGGAAUUUCGGGUGUGGACGGCGCAAAGAAAGCAUUGUCUAAGUCACAGAGCGUUAUAUUGCAAGAUGCACCACAGCUUGCUUUCCUUUUCCAAAUGCUAGAUAUUGUGUCGGCAACAAUACAGGGGUCCAUGGCAGAAACCGAUACCAAGAUGAAAGUACUGCAGGAGAACUUGGAUGGGAAUGUCCCUUGGAAGCAGUGGCCUGCGGACGGCACCUUCGUAGUCCCAGUCAAGCCAGUGUACGAUAGAGGCCGAGUGGAAGAGCUGAGGUUUAAAUGGCUCCCGAAAGCCGACCUUUGGUCGCUAGUUUGGUUUCUUAGCGGGUCUAUCAGGGCCCACUCUAAUGGCUUCGAUAAGAAAGCCGAAGCGUGCUUAGUCCGCGGUCAAGAGAUGAUAGAUGGGCUGUUAUCUGGGAAUGCUGACCCUGGUCUUUAUUCGGUGGAAACGGCUGCCGCUAGGGUAACUUGGAGGAGGCUCUUGAAGUUAUCGACGACGCUGCAGCUGAUAUACUGUUAUGCUGGCCGAAGUGCCUGGGAAGAAGCUAUAACUGCUUUACGGCAAGCAGAAACGCAAUUUGCAAACAUUGCUGAUGAAUCCGAGCAACGGUUUAUCAAACCCUGGUUGACGUAUACUACGGCCAUUGUUCGGCAGGGUACCGGUAACCUUUCCCGGGCAUUGGCUACAUACCAAGGCCUCCUUGUUGACCGAACAUCGGAACUGGGAAUUCUCGCUGCGCUAAACUCGGCAUUGAUUCUGUCUGGGCCUCGAACAAGGAAUUUUAGACAAGCACAGAACAUGCUAGCAGGUGUCGCCGACUUCGCAUCGACUCAUCGGAACCCACUAAUACAAGGCGCAUACAAUGUUGUAACAGUCUCUCUCGAAAACAAAGGCGAGAAUCUCAAUGUUGUACGGAGUCUACUCAGCACGUCGAACCGAAUUUUCAGGCAAUCAGGGGUUCACCAUAUGUUGACAAUCACAUUGGCUUUGGUCUGUGCCAAGGUCUUCAAUCCAGACCCGGUUCAUCACGCAAAUAUGUCCAGGGCCACAUUAGACUGUGCUGUAAAAUCGGGUGACCGACUUUGGCAGGCAACAACUAGGAGUAUGCUUGCUGACGCCCUUGUCAGAGCCAACCGAGAAUCUGAAGCUAAGAACUUUCGGACAGCCAGUGAACAAGACAGAAGUGCCGUCGAACAAUACCUCAACUUGGGAUCCAAUGUAUAA
Molecule: messenger RNA, 1959 nt
Organism: Orbilia oligospora ATCC 24927
Lineage: Eukaryota; Fungi; Ascomycota; Orbiliomycetes; Orbiliales; Orbiliaceae
Exons: 7
Coding region: 1-1959 (652 amino acids)
Biological process (GO): maintenance of mitotic sister chromatid cohesion; mitotic sister chromatid cohesion
Cellular component (GO): SMC loading complex; chromatin
Molecular function (GO): double-stranded DNA binding
Source: RefSeq, a predicted model, not a curated record